UUAACGUUUGACCAGACAGGAUGAGGCGGCUUCUCAUCAGUCUUCACUCGGAGUGACUGGUAAGAACUCUCUGGAGAAAGACUGUGACGGCGAUGACUCCCAUGGUGCAUCUGUGUCUUCUGGCGCUCCUGCUGGGCUCUGCUGAUGGGUCGGGUCUGGAGGGCCAGAAGGUGUCCUUUGAGAACAUGGUGGUGGAGGUAGCAGAAGGGACACCUGUACCUUAUGUCCUCUACCAGUUCCAAGUCAACAAUCCAAGUGUGAACGGCUUCAGGCUGAAUGGUGAAGGCAGCGAUGCCAUCAAGAUCUCUGAGGACGGAUGGUUGUAUCUGGACAAACCUCUGGACUGGUCCCACAAUGACAACUACUUGGUUGCGGUGGAAGCUUUGGUAGACGAUGAAGCCGUGGAAGGGCCAGUUUACGUGACCAUCAACGUGUUGGACGUCAACAACUACGCUCCCGUCUUCAACCAAAGUUACUACAUUGCUGUGGUCCGAGAGAAUGCUCUAGCAGGCGUCCCCUUCACUCGGGUGUUUGCGUCGGACCGUGACGACCCCUCCACUCCCAACGCCCAGCUGAGAUACAGCCUGGUCAGCCAGAUCCCCAGCAAGAACAGCACUCUGCUCUUCCAGGUGGACGCCAUGACCGGCGAGAUCUCCACGUCCCAACAAGGACAGCAGAGCCUGAAGGCCAGUGAGACUAUUCAGUUCGCCAGAGGAGAAGACCACGGCGUUGAUGCUCUCAAGGCAAAGUUUGACGGGUACUGCCCGGCGCCCACCGUCCCACAUGACCAGAACCCCUUCUUCACCUGUGUGGAGAGAGCAGAGACAAGAAGGAGGAACAUAAACCCCCUGGAGGACCCCGACUACACCUUGUUUGUGCGCGUCCAGGACAUGGCGGGCGCGUCUGAGAUGGCGUUGAGCGGUAACACCAGAGUGCACAUCGUGGUGCAGCCCAACCUGUGGGUGAACCCUGGCAGGCUCAGCGUUACAGAACACGCGGAAGGAUCUUAUCCACGCGUCCUUACAAAGGUCCAAUCCAAUGAGCCCGAUGCCGUCUACAGACUUGUGCAGAAAGAGAGAGAGCUGACCUUCCCCUUCCAGAUCAAUGAAGAUGGAGAAAUCCUUCUCACGGAGGAGCUGGACAGAGAGGAGAAGGACAUGUACAUCCUGGUGGUGAUGGCCGAGGACCAAUUUAACAAUGAGGUGGACCCGCCCAUGGAGAUCCAGGUUGUGGUGGAGGACGUGAACGACAACGCACCUGUGUGUGUGACGGAGGAGAGUGUGUUUGAGGUGCAGGAGGACGAGCCCGUAGGCAGCCUGGUUGGACAACUACUGGCCCACGAUGACGACGAAGAGGGGACACUCAACGCUCUGCUGACCUACACCAUCUUGUCCCAGGACCCGCCCACUUCGCCCGACGCUUUCACCAUUGAUGCCGCCUCUGGUCGAAUUCAAGCGUUGCGCUCGUUGCAGCGUCGAGAGCAUCAGGUGUACAGACUCAGUGUCAGAGUCAGUGAUCCAGUUUACAGUGCAGAAUGCAAGGUGGUCGUCAAAGUCAUCGAUGUCAACAACGAGCUGCCUCUCUUUGAGAAGAACGACUAUGGCAGCCACACAUUGGCGGAGGACGCAGACGUAGGACACACGGUGCUCAGCAUCACAGCAUCAGACGCAGACGACCCGGAAAGCGGCAGCUCCUUCAUCGAGUUCCACAUCUCAGCAGGCGAUGAUGACGGGGUGUUUGCCGUGGAAACGGACGGCCGAGGUGUCGGCCACCUGGUCAUCGCUAAGCCUCUGGACUUUGAGACGUUCACCUUCUACAAGCUGAAGAUCGACGCUCGUAACCCGGAGCCUCUGAUGAGCGGCCUGCAGUACGGCAGCGACUCCAGCACCUUUGUGUCCUUGUCUGUCACUGACGUGGACGAAGUCCCGGAAUUCACUUUGGACGUGCUGGACGUGGCCGUGGCAGAAAACACCACCAAGGGCACCGUGCUGCUCACUGUGGAGGCCAAAGACCCCGAGGGCAAGGAGAUACGUUUCAAGAUGGAGGGCGACUCUCAAGGCUGGCUGGAGAUGGACGAGACUUCAGGACAAAUCAGGACCAAAGAAAAACUGGACAGAGAGACUUUGGAGACCUUUGAAGUCAAGGUCACGGCCUUUGAGAAAGACAACUUGGACAAGUUUGAGGAGCGCCUGGUGUCCGUCAGGCUGCUGGACGUCAACGACAACAUCCCCAAACUGACGGAGACCAAGGCCUUCAUCUGCCGGAAGAAACCGGAAGCAGUCUUCAUCAAAGCCCGUGACACAGACGCCCCCCCCUUCUCGCAGCCCUUCUCCUUUGCCUUCGCACACGGGAAGAAGUCCCACAACUGGGACCUGCAAGUAGUGGACGGAACCACCGCAAAACUCACUCUCAAGAAAACUCCUGAGAAAGAUGAAAUCUUCUCACUGAACAUCAACAUUAAAGACAACGCGGGAGUCGGAGUCACGCAAGCCUUCCACGUCCACGUGUGUACCUGCACUGAGUUAGGUUACUGCUACGUGGCACCUGCGGAGCGAGCCUUCAUGUUGGGCCUGGGACCCACAAUCGGCAUCCUGGCAGGAGUUCUGGGAUUCGUCGUCAUCGCCUUUGUCAUCGUGAUCAAACGUUCGAGUAAAAAGGAGGCGACGGAGGAGAGGAACGCUCUAAUGUGAAACAACUUGUAGUGUUUGGCGUGUGAGGGACAUUCAUGGAAGACAUUAGCUUAGCUUAUAUCGACUUUUUACAAGACGUGAUUCAAAACAGGCGCAGCAACCUAAUUUAUUUUUAUUGGAAUGUACAUCUAUAGACAACAUAUGCAAAUGAGCCCACAGCUGUAAUCUGACAUAUUUACAUAUCAUGUAUAUUUUUAUUAAUAUGUAUAAACAAAUGAUAAUAUUAAUGACAUAUUCAGUAUUCAAUAUUUAUCAGUUAGUUUUUUGCAAUCAAUGCUCUUUUCCCCCCCAAUAAACUUAGUGGAUGCCACUUU
Entelurus aequoreus (snake pipefish) is the source of this 3004-nucleotide messenger RNA. RefSeq names its product cadherin 17, LI cadherin (liver-intestine) (gene cdh17). Gene Ontology annotation, cellular component: catenin complex; adherens junction; plasma membrane. Bases 93 to 2690 code for a protein of 865 amino acids. Gene Ontology annotation, biological process: calcium-dependent cell-cell adhesion; homophilic cell-cell adhesion; multicellular organism development. NCBI's taxonomy places the organism in Eukaryota, Metazoa, Chordata, Actinopteri, Syngnathiformes, Syngnathidae. The record is from RefSeq and is a predicted model, not a curated record. The transcript is spliced from 19 exons. Gene Ontology annotation, molecular function: calcium ion binding; cadherin binding.